GUGGGGCUCCUGCGGAGCGCACAUUGCUCCAGCCCUUCUCGAAAGCGCGUGUCUACGCCUGAGCGAGAGACACUCCAGCAGGGCCAGCUAAGGAGGGAGCCGCGGGCGCUGGAGCCGAGAGCUCAGCUAAUAAAGAGUAAUCAGAUAAAUCCAGCCUGCGCAGCCGCCUGCCUCUGUGUGUGUGCUUGUGUGUGUGUGCGCGCGCGCCUCAGAGGACAGGGGCUCGGGCUAGAGCGGGGCAGCUGCGGGUGCGGUUUCUGCACACUUACCUUGAUACACGGGGACAGACCAGGAGCCAAACACCCACCCUUAAGCAAGGGGAGCUUUAUUUUCUUCCGUUCAGCGCGGACUCCAAGCGCCGCCCAUCAAUACCUUCGCUUGCUGACUGACCGUCCUUUCUUUUGGGGGUACGAAUCCCUGGCACUUGCUGGGAGUUUGCAAGCACGAGAGAGAGAAGGACUAUCCUUCUCUUCGGGUUUGGAUUUAAUCUCUUUCCUAUUCUUUAAUGCCCAGCGUCCUAGUCAACAAGGAACCGCUAGUGCAGUUUAUUAGGGUCUGCAAUAUGGGGGAUUAUUUGAGACUUCAAAUCCGAUACAUAUUUCUGUUUGUACAGAUGUUUACUGUGUAAAUUGUGCAACGAUAUACAAUUGGGCGGAAGAGGGAAAUCUGAAAAGCAGUUGGGUACCUACCAAAGGAGGCUGCUCCAGCUGACAGAUCUCUCCUCCAUAUUCUUACAGGAGCUGCUGCUACUGAGACUUCAACUGUUUUAUUACUUUCACGGAUUUAAAUGGACAUUUCCCGACAGUAUAUAUAAUCUCCAGGAGCGGCGUGUAAUCAGCUGUUUACUGUUUUCAUCACUAUUGUCACUGCCUGGGCAUGGUGUUUACCAUUGAAAAGUGGUCACACUUUGGAGCAUUUUUUCAAGGGAUGUACAAUUACUUGCUGACUUUCUCACGCAUUUGGAAUUAGAGCAACAGCUUGUUUGGUCGACUGAGGUGCCCGUGAGAGCAAAAUGUACUGGUCAAGCCAAGGGCAGGAGCCUUCUCUGUUAGUUCCCCACUCCCCCAAAGCUGUCCAGGCUUUAUUUCCUCACUUCCUUACAUCCCAAUAACUAAGAGAGGUUCUCCCACGGUGCAUUUCCACAUGGCUGCUUGAUCCCCCCUUCGCCGGCUCGCUCGCUAACAUAUUGCAUUAUCGGGGCUGCUGACAGCCCAUAUUAUUUCAAAGUUCUUUUUUUAAAAAAAAGGCUGAAGGGGCACAGGGAGCCAUUCCUGCCUUUUACGGGAAGGUGCGGGCACCACCAGGCUUGGGGCGCUGCUCAGGAGUCCUGCCUUUUGCCUUGGGACCCAAGGGGCGAGUCGGGGUGUUUUGGGGACCGCUGGGCUCCUUUCCUGCCAGAAGCUCAGGAGAAAGGCCCCUUCUCGCUGAAAGUGGCCCACACGGCUUCCCCUUUCCCGCUCCACUUUGUUUACCUCCGCCCGGGGAAUCGUUUGGACAGUGCGCCCCUCUCUCUCUUCUGCCUUCUCCCCUGCUCCGCAGGCCGCUUCCCCCCCGCCCCCGGGGAAGCUGAUCGCACGGCGGCUGCCCGCGCCCUGUUCCGGUGCUGCUUUUGCCCCGCUUUCAGCGCCCGUGGUGAUGCUAUGCCCCGCAAGCCGAGCGGAGGAGACGAGGGCAGCUCCGCCGGGCUCUGGAUGAAGAGCAGCCGCGCGGGCAGCGGCAUGAAGGAUGUGGAGUCCGGCCGCAGCAGGGUGCUCAUGAACUCGGCCCCCAGAGGGGACGGCUUGCUCCUGCUGGGCACCGGCAGCGCCAUCGGCCGAGGCGGCUCGCGGGAGAACCGGCGGGGGAAGCAAGGGGGAGCCCGGAUGAGCCUGCUAGGGAAGCCGCUGUCGUACAACAGCAGCCAGAGCUGCCGGAGGAACGUCAAGUACCGGAGGCUGCAAAACUAUCUGUACAACGUACUGGAGAGACCCCGCAGCUGGGCGUUCAUCUACCACGCGUUCGUUUGGAAGGGUCCAAUCCAGCCGAAAAGAGCCACAAUGUGGAAGCCCUAGAAGACUCUCAGAUCCCGAC
Chelonoidis abingdonii (Abingdon island giant tortoise) is the source of this 2070-nucleotide messenger RNA. NCBI's taxonomy places the organism in Eukaryota, Metazoa, Chordata, Testudines, Testudinidae. The record is from RefSeq and is a predicted model, not a curated record.